GCAGCAGUGAGCUCCAGAUCAGUCAGUCUCUCUGAGCUCCUGCGCCGUAGUCAUCAUCACCAUGGCUAGGGAAGAAGAGCUCAAGAGGAUUGAUCUGAAGGUGAACGUGAGUUGCUGCGAGGGGUGCAGGAGGAAGGUGAUGAAGGCGAUGAGCCUGAAAGGCGUGCUGAGGACGGAGAUCCAGCCGUCGCACGACAGGGUGACCGUCGUCGGCGACGUGGACGUUAAGGUACUCGUCAAGAAGCUAGCCAAGAUCGGCAAGAUCGCUGAGGUGCUGGCGCCGACUUCCGAGGAAGGCAAGAAGCGAGAUGACGGCGGCAAGAAGGACAGCGACAAGCCGGCACCGUUGGAGGAGAAGAGAAAAGGCAAGGACGAUGGCAAGAGCACGGACGACAAGGCGGCGGCGGCGUGCAAGCAGGAAUGCAAGAAAUGCGCGCACGAAGCCGCACGCGCCGAUGACGCCUCUGACCACGCCAACGGGAAGGCGUCGUCCAAGGAUGCCACGGCCAACGGCAAGAGCGCAGAGGAAGGCGAGGGCGCCAAAUCCUUGGUGCCUGAUCACGCGGCGUCGCAGCAGCACCACUACCACCGCGCGGAGCCCGCCAUGGUGGUGCCGGUGCACGUGCCGUACUACGGCUACUACGCGACGCCGCCUCCCCCGCCGAUGGCCAUGCCAAUGCUGAUGGUCCCGCGGUCCCAGCAGCUCCGGCCGCAGCCGUCCCGCUUCGACGAGGACUUCUUCAACGACGACAACACGAUCGGCUGCCGCGUCAUGUGAACUUGCGUUGAUCACGUGACCGACCAUGGACGCCAUUCCGGCGCCGGCGCCUCCUCCUGCCUGCCGUAGUGCGGUGCCAUACUGCCAUGUAUCACCAUUUCAUUCUCUCGAGCAAAUCACAUCACAUCGCAGUGUACAAUUCUUUCUCCUGUG
Messenger RNA from Phragmites australis (common reed), 931 nucleotides. Its product is annotated as heavy metal-associated isoprenylated plant protein 7-like. NCBI's taxonomy places the organism in Eukaryota, Viridiplantae, Streptophyta, Magnoliopsida, Poales, Poaceae. The record is from RefSeq and is a predicted model, not a curated record. The transcript has 3 exons. The coding region runs from base 62 to 778 and encodes 238 amino acids. Gene Ontology annotation, molecular function: metal ion binding.